CCCCGACCCUAAUGGCGGCCUCGAGCGCCGCCGCUGCUGCCGCCGCCUCUCCUCCGGCGCUUUCCCCAGCCCCAGCUGGCCUUCCCGGUGCAGGCGCCGGAGCCGCGUCAGCCCGAAGUAAGAAGCGUCCCUCGAGCCCCGGCAACGGCAGCUCGGCGAAGAAAAGACGGGUGGCCGCACCGGGCGGAGGCACCCCCGGACUGGGCUCUCAGAGUGCCAGUGCAGAGAAGGGGAGUGAGAAUAAAAUGGUGCCCGCAGAUGCCAGCAUGGGGCCAGCAGAGACUUCUGCCAAGCUGUUGCCUUUCAAGGCACCCAGCUUCACCCACUCCAGCAUCGGAGGAGCUGCAGCUGGAAAGAAGAACAGAACCUGGAAGAACCUGAAACAAAUCCUCGCAUCGGAAAGGGCAUUGCCAUGGCAACUCAAUGAUCCUAGUUACUUCAGUAUUGAUGCUCCUCCUUGCUUUAAACCAGCCAAGAAAUACUCUGAUAUUUCAGGACUUCCUGCCAGCUACACGGACCCACAAAGCAAGCUGAGAUUUAGCACCAUCGAGGAGUUUGCUUAUAUUCGGAUGCUCCCGUCGGAUGUUGUCGCCGGCUACCUCACUCUAAGGAAAGCUACCGCUGCAGUGCCCUGAGAAGCACAAGGGAAGCCGACAUUUGGUUGGGAAAACGCAUCGAAGGAAUGAGACUUUUGACAGUAGAGGGCAACGGGGGGGUUGCAUUUAAGAGGUUAAAAAUGUUAGAGUUAAUGUAGGGAUUCCAAUGAUGUAUUUAACUUUGUCGUAAAUAUUUACUUGCUUCUGUGAAGUUUAACAUGUUGAACAAAAAGCCCUGAGCAUUCGGCAUGGCUGUAGUUGAGUAAUCGGUCUCAGAGGGAAGGCAAGAGGAGCUUGAAUGCAGAGGAUGGUUUCUAAGUCAGACUUGUGUAAAGACUUCUGCUCUGGAGUUAGAAAAGCUGUAUGCUUUAACGUUCUUGUGUCUGUAAAGUAACACCAAACAUUUGACAAAAACUAGCGCUCCCCCUCACAGGUUCAAGAGCUGGAUAACAAAACAAGGUAGAGGAACCUUAACUAUUAACAAUCAGACAAAACCAUCCUUCUAUAUUACCUUCAUUGGGUACUGAUCUCUAUUUCAUGUAAACUUAUAAUUCAUUUUUGCUGUGCAAAUGGUCUGUAACUGGCCAAACCCGGCACUGUUUAAUUAACAUAAAAUCACAGACUGCAAAGCUCUUUUAUUCCAGGUGUAUUGCUUGAUUUAUUACACUUUUCAUUUAGAGUUGGCAUCUGCUACGGUCCACUGUUGUCGGUCCCUCGGUCACUGUGUCCGUAAUUGUAUAGAAAUAUUAAUUCCUGUAGGCCUGGU
Messenger RNA from Gekko japonicus, 1362 nucleotides. RefSeq names its product INO80 complex subunit C (gene INO80C). The record is from RefSeq and is a predicted model, not a curated record. Gene Ontology annotation, biological process: chromatin remodeling. The transcript is spliced from 5 exons. Gene Ontology annotation, cellular component: Ino80 complex. The coding region runs from base 12 to 635 and encodes 207 amino acids. NCBI's taxonomy places the organism in Eukaryota, Metazoa, Chordata, Lepidosauria, Squamata, Gekkonidae.